Molecule: messenger RNA, 1604 nt
Organism: Capsicum annuum
Lineage: Eukaryota; Viridiplantae; Streptophyta; Magnoliopsida; Solanales; Solanaceae
Product: beta-amyrin 11-oxidase
Exons: 8
Coding region: 88-1581 (497 amino acids)
Biological process (GO): brassinosteroid biosynthetic process; sterol metabolic process; brassinosteroid homeostasis
Cellular component (GO): endoplasmic reticulum
Molecular function (GO): iron ion binding; ent-kaurenoic acid monooxygenase activity; heme binding
Source: RefSeq, a predicted model, not a curated record
UUUAUAAAACCAAUUGAAUCAUACAUUAUAUUAUAUCUUUUGCAUGCAAAUUAAACUUUUCUUGGUUUUGCCUAAAUAGUGAAAAAAAUGAUGUGUGAUUUUGGAUCAAUAUUUUUCACUUCUUUUGCAAUUGUGAUUUUUGCUAUUUAUUGUUUGCUAAAGAGAGCAAAUGAUUGGUUUUAUACAAGAAAAUUUAGUUCAAAAGAUUAUAAUAUACCUCCUGGUGAUAUGAGUUGGCCAUUCAUUGGGAAUAUGUUCAAUUUUUUUACAACAUUUAGAUAUGGUGAUCCUGAAUCAUUUAUAUCUUACUUUACUUCUAGUUAUGGAGAUGGAGGAAUGUACAAGACAUAUAUGUUUAGAACACCAAGUAUCAUUGUCACAAAACCACAAGUAUGCAAGAAAAUCUUAAUGGAUGAUGAAAACUUUGAGUUAGGAUGGCCUCAAUCAGUGUUGAAACUGAUAGGAAAGAAAGCCCUCCAUGGAAUUACAAGCCAAGAACACAAGCGAUUACGACGAAUAACAACAUCACCUAUAAAAGGCAAAAAUGCAUUGUGUUUGUACCUUGGUUUAAUUGAAGACGUUGUAAAGUGUUCAUUUGAAAAAUGGUGUGCCAUUGAAGAUAAACCAAUUGAGUUUCUUAGUGAAAUGAAGAAAGCUACAUUUGAAGUUACAAUAAGGAUCAUGAUGGGUAGUAAUGAGAUUGAUCUUCAAUGGUUAGAUAUGGUGGAAAAAGUGUAUACAAUUUAUUUGAAAGGCUUUUUGGCUUUGCCUAUCAAUCUUCCAGGAUUUGCUUAUCAUAGAGCAUUCAAGGCUAGGGAAAACUUGGUGAAGAUAUUUCAAUCAGUAAUAGAUGAAAGGAAGGUGAUGAAUACGAAGGAUGAAUCGCGAACAAAGUGCGAUAUGGUGGAUUUGAUUAUGGAAACUGAAGACGAUGAAGGAAAGAGAUUGAACGAUGAGGAGAUCGUAGACUUGUUAAUCGUUUACGUGUUUGCAGGUCAUGAAACUACUGCUCAUACUGCAGCAUGGGCAGUUAUGUACUUAGAACAACAUCCUGAGUUCUUGCAAAAGGCAAAGGAGGAACAAGAGGAAAUUGUCAAGAAAAGGCUGCCUGAUUCAGAUACGAAACUUAGUUACGACGAGAUCAAACAGAUGAAAUAUCUAACAAAGGUGAUUGAUGAAACACUACGUUGCUCUAAUGUCACCUUAGCGAUUUACAGAAACGCGAAAAGGACAAUCAACAUGAAUGGGUACACAAUACCGAAAGGAUGGAAGGUAUUGACUUGGAUAAGGCAAGUUAAUUUGGAUCCUAACAAUCAUGUGAACCCCAAAGAGUUUAAUCCUUCAAGAUGGAAUGACGAUGAGGCAAAACCAUAUAGCGCGUUCCUUCCCUUUGGAGCAGGACCUCGGUUGUGCCCCGGAGCAGAGUUGGCUAGGCUUGAAGUUUCGGUGUUUCUUCACUACUUUCUUCUCAACUAUAGGCUUGAGCGUGUUAAUCCUGAAGCAAGAGUGUCAUAUCUACCAAUUCCUAGUCCUACCGAUAAUUGUCUUGCAAGACUCAAAAGGAUCUCGACAUCAUGUUGAGCCUUAACCAAAUUGUUCUUCGC